Molecule: messenger RNA, 1131 nt
Organism: Lactuca virosa
Lineage: Eukaryota; Viridiplantae; Streptophyta; Magnoliopsida; Asterales; Asteraceae
Source: the annotation of a GenBank genome assembly
AUGGCCCCUUUCCGUCGCCUUCCGCGGCUCCCUUCCUUCUUCAAGAUCUUUCUCAACCGUUCCGUCGAUCACCUGCCAUUGCCAUCUGGUUUUGUCCACAAGCACAUGGAGAACAACAUCCCUGACAACGCAACACUCCGAUCUGUAAAUGGAGGCUAUUCCUGGAGAUUGAAGAUCAAAAAAGACGGUGAUAUUUACUGCUUUGCCGAUGGAUGGAAGCAGGUCGUUGAAGACACCCAAUUGGUUUUUGGGGAUGUUCUUGUCUUUUGGCUCGUUGGUCGCUCCAUUUUCAAACUCUUAAUUUUCGGUACAGAUUGCUGUGAAAAAGAUUUCCCCCCAAAAAUAAAGCUUGAACAUGAUCAUGAUCACAUUCAUGAUGAAGAAGAUGAAGAUGAUGAUAUUGAUGGGGAUGCCGGGGAUCCUUGCUUUACGAUGGUUUUAUCUAAAAAACAAAACCUUGCUUUGCGGUUUCCGCGGGAAUUUGCCAGGUUGAUCAGAAUGAAGGCAGGAAGAACAAUAAGUAUGAAGAAUCUGGAAGGAAAAGAGUGGCCAGUAAGGUUACUUUCAGAGGGGGUUCAUUAUACAAGGUAUUAUUUGUCGAAGGGGUGGAGUGAAUUCAGGCGAGAUAAUGACUUAUGUGAAGGAGAUGCAUGUGUAUUCAAGUAUCUCAGAAGCGAAGAUAAGCUCUGUUUAGCAGAAGUCACCAAGAAAAGAGUUCCAGAUGCUGUUGAAGUUCUGAAGAGACUGAGAGGGCGGGCGGCACCUGUGGUGGUGGAACAGCCCGCCGGAAAAGUUUUAAAGAGACCGAGAGGUCGGCCGUCGCGUGCAAAGGUGGUGGUGGAGGAAAAGGUGCAGUAUACAGAGCCAGAUGGCAACGUUCCGGUGGCUGAAGUUGCCCAUGUUUUAAAGAGGCCAAGAGGUCGGCCACCGUGUGUGGAGAAAAAGGUGCAGUCCACAGAGCCAGAGCCGCCAGAUGGCAAAGCUCCGGUGGGUGAAGGAUUGAAGAGGAAGAGAGGGCGGCCGAGGCGUGUGGAGGUGGAGAGUAAAAACGGCGGUGUGACGGUGGUGAAGAGACCACGUGGAAGGCCAUUUAAGAAGAAGAGAGGGCGGCCGGCCGGUGGCUCAUGUUGA